AUGACUCUUCAGAUACAGCUUUGCGCUCUAUUUCUUACCUUCACGGCCUUGGCUCACGCGGCAAGCUAUCGUACUGUGGGCUCAUCGGGAUGUGCUGCUCAGAUGGUCUUUGUGCCUCCUUACACUGACACUGUAGUCUUCCUCGACAAUUAUCAUCGCAACUUUGGUGGCCCAGGAGUGGAUCUCAAGACUGGUGCUCACUCUCCUGAUGCAUUCAUGCAGGAUGACGGGUCGGGAUUGUUCGUUUUCGGUGCCGAGUACGAGUGGCAUACCAACAACCUCCGCAAGCUGUCUCCAAAGUCAAAUACGUUCUGUGCUGCCGGCGCUUUCUUUCCCGACGGAACGAUGGUUAAUGUAGCAGGUGCGGAGCUCUACUCCGGCGAAGCCAACACGAAAAGACUCCAGGAUGGCCGUCAGACUGUGCGGAGGUAUAAGCCAGGCCCUUGCGAGAUGGACGGAUGUAAUAUGGAUUUCGAGGUCAACGUGGACGAGCUGCAAUCUCGCAGAUGGUAUCCAACCUCCAUCACCAUGACGAACGGUGAUAUCCUUGUUGUUGGUGGUUCGGAUGUUGGUCUGCUGGUCACCAACGAGGCUUCUAUCAACAAUCCCACCUAUGAGCUGAUCAAAGCCGACGGCAGUAAAGCACCACCUCAGAAAAAUUUGACCAUCUUGGAAUUUGAAGCUCAGGACAAUCAGAACGCUGAUAUGUCUUUCAAUCUCUACCCGAUCCUCCAGUUGAUUCCGAACGACGAGGGCGCCGACCACAUCUUCACGCUCGCUGGAACCCGGGCAAAUGUCUACAACUAUGCGACUGACACAGUACACAAGAACCUGCCAGACAUUCCUGGGGGUCCGCGCACCUUCCCAGGAUCAGCUGCUGCUGUGCUACUGCCCCUUGGUGUUGGUGGUUACGAGCCCACUAUUCUAGUCUGUGGUGGAAGCUCCGGAGACAUUCCGAAUCCCAAAGCUCUGCCUGACUGCUAUAGGAUCAGGCCAAAUGAUGAGAACCCUCUUUGGGAAGAGGAUGAUGCAUUGCCGAACGGUGGCCAGACGAUGAUAGAACCUGUCCACCUCCCUGAUGGAACCAUCGUUAUGAUGAACGGUGCCCACAGAGGAAGUGCUGGAGGCUACCAAGCCGAAGACCCUGCGUUACAAGCACUGAUUUACGACGGCAACAAGCCCGCCGGGCAACGUUUCACCAAGUCAGCUACAACCGGGAUUCCUAGGAUGUACCACUCGGUUGCCAUCCUCCUGCCCACCGGAGAGGUUCUGGUCGCCGGCUCAAAUCCAGACGUAUUCUACAACCCAAUUGGUAACGUUUCGCUAGCGAACAAGAAUUAUCCACUGUUUGGAAACAACGGCCACACAUCCUACCUUCACCAACAGCAGGAGCCCGACACGGCAUAUCCUACAGAAUAUCGUGUUGAAAUCUUCGCGCCGCCUUAUAUGGACGCUGCUCGCCGUCCUUUCAUCACCGCAUACCCCGUUUCUGUGAAGUACAAUGAGAAAUUUCAGAUUGCAGCCGAAGGUGCUCGCGAGGAUGUAGUCGUCAGACUUUCUUACUCGGGCUUCCACACUCAUGGUGUUGAUAUGGGAGCGAGGAUGGUGCAGCUGGAGGCUGUGUUGAGCCCUGAUGGCGAUUACUUCAUUGACGUUACCUCCCCGUUCAACCCUACGAUCAUGCCACCUGGCGUAUACAUGCUAUGGGUGAUUGAGAAGGAUAUACCUUCUGAAGCUGUUUGGUUGAAAUUGGAAAUCUGA
This is a messenger RNA of Aureobasidium namibiae CBS 147.97, 1761 nucleotides long. RefSeq lists its product as uncharacterized. The record is from RefSeq and is a predicted model, not a curated record. Bases 1 to 1761 code for a protein of 586 amino acids. The transcript is spliced from 3 exons. Lineage: Eukaryota; Fungi; Ascomycota; Dothideomycetes; Dothideales; Saccotheciaceae.